AUGGCUGGGCCGCCGCUCCACGGCUGGCUGCGGGGCUGGUGGAUCGCCGGAGUCGGCUUGGCGGCGCUCGCCUCCUUCCCAGGCCUCUGGGCUCAGUCGGUGCUCGUCAACGACACUGUCUCAGGGUUCAUUGGGACUGACGUGAUCCUGCACUGCAGCUUCACCAACCCCAACCCAACCAAUGUGAAGAUCACGCAAGUCACGUGGCAGAAGGCCACCAACGGCUCCAAGCAGAACGUGGCCAUCUUCAACCCCAACAUGGGCGUCUCCAUCCUGGCCCCAUACAAAGAGCGGGUGCUCUUCCAGAGCCCAUCCACCAAGGAUGGCACCAUCCGACUCUUGGGCCUCGAGCUGGACGAUGAAGGGGUCUACAUCUGCGAGUUUGCAACUUUCCCCAGUGGCAACCGGGAGAAUCAGCUCAAUCUCACUGUGUUCGCCAAGCCUAUAAACCGGAUGGAGGCCACCACAAGCCCCUUGAUUGCCAGGGUCGGCAUGACGGAGAAGAUCUUGGUGGCCACUUGCGUCUCCUCCAACGGGAAGCCCCCCAGCACUGUGACGUGGGACACCAAGCUGAAAGGCGAGGCAGAGUUCCAGGAGAUCCGCAACAGCAACGGCACCAUCACGGUGAUCAGCCGGUACCGCCUGCUGCCCAGUCGGGAGGCCCAUCGGCAACAGCUCACCUGCGUGGUCAAUUACCAGGUGGAUCGUUUCACCGACAGCAUGACCCUCAACGUGCUGUACGAGCCUGAAGUGAAAAUUGACGGUUUUGACGGCAACUGGUACCUCAACCGGAAGGAUGUCAAGCUGACGUGCAUCUCAGAUGCCAACCCUCCACCUACCCAGUACCAAUGGAGGCUAUUGAACGGGUCGCUCCCCGAAAACGUGGAGGUCCAGAACAGCACGUUGUUCUUCAAAGGCCAGGUCACCUACAGCCUGGCGGGGACGUACAUCUGUGAGGCCACCAACACGAUCGGCACGCGCUCCGGCGUGGUCGAAGUCAAUGUCACAGAAUUCCCCUACACCCCGUCUCCACCUGGCACAUCUGUGGCGCAGUCGACCAUCCCCACAGCCGUGAUUGGGGGCGUGGUGGGCGGAGUCUCGUUGGUCGUGGUGGUUGCCGUGGUGGUCUUUGUGGUGCUCCGGCACCGGCGCCACACCUUCAAGGGCGACUACAGCACCAAGAAGCACGUCUACGGCAACGGGUACAGCAAAGCGGGCAUCCCCCAGCAUCACCCGCCCAUGGCGCAGAACCUCCAGUAUCCCGACGACUCGGAUGACGAGAAGAAAGCCGGCCCGCUUGGGGGCAACAGCUACGAGGACGAAGAGGAGGAUGGCGCCGGGGGCGACCGGAAGCUGGUGGCCGGCCCCAACAAGUACGACGACGACUCUAAGCGGCCUUACUUCACGGUGGACGAGGGCGAGGCCCACCCCGAGGCCUACGACGAAAGGACACUUGGUUUCCAGUAUGACCCCGAGCAACUGGACAUAGCCGAGAACAUGGUCUCUCAGAACGAUGGAUCUUUUAUUUCCAAAAAAGAGUGGUAUGUGUAGCUUGUUCCCAC
Euleptes europaea (tarantolino) is the source of this 1562-nucleotide messenger RNA. RefSeq names its product nectin-1-like. Lineage: Eukaryota; Metazoa; Chordata; Lepidosauria; Squamata; Sphaerodactylidae. Bases 1 to 1551 code for a protein of 516 amino acids. The transcript is spliced from 6 exons. The record is from RefSeq and is a predicted model, not a curated record. Gene Ontology annotation, cellular component: adherens junction. Gene Ontology annotation, biological process: protein localization to cell junction; homophilic cell-cell adhesion; heterophilic cell-cell adhesion.